UGCUCACCCUCUGGCUCAGGUACAAGCUAUCCUGCCAGUUCGCACCAGGGUGGAUUACAGCAGAGGGAGCAACAUGCAUUUUGCGGUGCUUUCAUGCACUCACAUGCACAUACAAACACACCCUGCUGCACUGGUUGCUGCGUGCAGACGGUCUGUGGUGGAGGUGAACUGAAGAUGGAUCCUCCUCUUCCACCAGUGAUCCCAGCAGGUGAGGGGAGACCCCUUACCAGAGCAGAGUUUCUCUCCUUGUUAACAACAUACAACUGUUACCUGAAGGAAAACACUCAACACCACCUCAGUUACUGUCAGGGCGAUGAAGGGGGCGUGGCUUUGGAGGGUCUUCUCAACAUCUCCUGGGGAGUCCGCCGGCCAAUCAGACUCAAGAUCCAGGAUGAAAAGCAGACACUCCCCAUCACUCACCUCAUGUCACCUGAUCCGGGUGGACCAGUCCUCAGUCCUCUGGAUGACAAAAGGGGUAUGACUAGAUGGGGAGAGUAUAGUGACCUCCAUCAGAUCGAUGAGAUGUCUGAGACCACGUCUGAGACAACGUCUGAGACAACGACCAAAGGUCCUCAUAUCUACGAGUCCACCACCCUUCGGCCUGAGAAGCCCAAACCCCUGGAGCUGGAGGCAGAGUCUAACCUAUUCCGCUGUAUGAGCGAUGCCUCAUUGGUCAAGAGGAGAAGGGGGCGAGGCAAGACGGCUGCGCAACGCGAGAGAGAAAAGCAGCAUCGGUUUUCUAUUAAUGGCCACUUCUAUAACUAUAAGACCUCCAUUUUUAUUCCCUCCUUCGGUACUCCCACCAAAGUCAGGAUCUCCAGCCAGAUGAGAACUCACCAGGUGAUAGAACAGCUACUGCACAAGUUCAAGAUAGAGAACGACCCCCAGGACUUUGCUCUCUACUGCCUCCACCAGACUGGAGAGAGGAGGAGGCUGACUGGUCAGGACCAGCCCUUAUGGGAGCGCUUCCUGCAGGGUCCCUCCGAGGACAUUAUGAAGGUCUUCCUGAUGGACAGCGAUGAACAGGAAGUCAGCAACGAUGUGGCUCAAUAUCUGAACCUAGAGCUGCCCAUCCUAGAGCAGGUUCUGCUCAAACUCAAAGAAGCAGAGAAUCGAGAAAUACAUACCGUCAUCACCAAAUAUCGUCAUCAGCAAAGUUUGAUGUCUCACAUGCUGAGCAGCCAGAGCACUCACAUCGAAACCAGUGUCUGACCAGGAUAUUCACACCUGUUAACCUAACAGAAUAAAAUUUGAAAUAUUAAUGAAUCUCUAUUUGUUUUAUAAGGUACACACAAAAGUGUGUGUGUGUGUGUGUGUGUUGGAAAUAACACACACACAUACACACGCACAAACACAGGCACACGUGCUUAUAAGCACACAAACAUUAGUGAGUCUUAACAGAGAGAUAUACGUGGGUGUGACUAAGUUUGUUUACUUUACUUUAUGACACACACACUUCAUGCUUUUAUCACUGCUAUCAAACUACCCAGGCAUUACCUCUUUAUUCAAUCUUUCAGGUUCUGUGUCAUGAUCUCUACUGUUGUCUCUCAAAGAAGACGAUGUGUAAAUAAAGUUUGAUUGAUUUAAUGAUG
Messenger RNA from Gadus morhua (Atlantic cod), 1592 nucleotides. It is a transcript of the gene rassf6, whose product is annotated as Ras association domain family member 6. The record is from RefSeq and is a predicted model, not a curated record. The transcript has 11 exons. The coding region runs from base 94 to 1212 and encodes 372 amino acids. Lineage: Eukaryota; Metazoa; Chordata; Actinopteri; Gadiformes; Gadidae. Gene Ontology annotation, biological process: signal transduction.